Molecule: messenger RNA, 1580 nt
Organism: Papaver somniferum (opium poppy)
Lineage: Eukaryota; Viridiplantae; Streptophyta; Magnoliopsida; Ranunculales; Papaveraceae
Product: B3 domain-containing protein Os01g0234100-like
Exons: 6
Coding region: 111-1385 (424 amino acids)
Molecular function (GO): DNA binding
Source: RefSeq, a predicted model, not a curated record
UCUUGAAUUUAGCUGAGGUGUCCCGACUCCCAAGUCUAAAAAUCUAAACCUCCGCUGCAACUCUAAAAUCUGAGUGUUUGUCUGAAACAAAGAGAAAAACAAAAACAAAAAUGAAAAGAAAACAAAAAAUGCAAACCAGUUCAGCCAUGGUCAUCAUGGAUUACUCUCUCUCCAAGGUGGUUGGUAGUCCUAAGAAAAAGAAAGCAAGACUGAUGACGAAAGUUGAGAAUCGUAAAACAUUAACCGAAGAGCAAGCUGAAGUAGUUCAAUCCAGUUUAGACCCCACAUGCCCGAGCUUUAUUAAACUUAUGGUCCGGUCACAUGUUUCUGGGUGUUAUUGGCUGGGACUUCCUUCAAAAUUUUGUUUGUCGAGUUUACCAAAAAAUGACACCAUAUUUACCUUGGUGGAUGAGGAUGGGGAAGAAUACACGGCAAACUACCUUCCUCGGAAGUUUGGGCUGAGCGGUGGAUGGGGAGGGUUUGCCAAGGCGCACAAGUUGGCCCCUGGAGAUGCAUUGGUCUUCCACUUAAUCAAGAUUUCCAUAUUCAAGAUCUACAUAGUACGAACACAAGCUUUAGCUGAAGUUGAUGCUGCUCAGGACCUUCGAAAAUUGGAAUCAAACAUGGAAGGAAGCGACACAGGUGGGAAGAAUAUGAAGAAAAGCCGAAAACGUGCACAAAAAGGUGUUAGUUCUCAUUCUCCGGUAGUUCUUCUCAGCAAGGACCAAAAUGUUACACUACCUUUAGCAGGUUCAGAUCAGCCUGAAGACCGUAGUAGUACAGAGGUUAUAAAUUCAGAAGUUCUGCAAGACAUAAAGCAUUUAGGCUCCGUUGGCGAGUCUCGAGAAAUUAAGAAUUUUGAGAGUUUCACCAUAAGUGUGAACAAUUUGACAAUUGAUUCCGAGAUACCCGAGCACGUUCGUGCUAAAUAUUUUGAACUUUGCCGCAGCCAGAAUACUUUUCUUCAUGAAAAUCUAAUGGUGAGUUUGAACCCUAAGCUUGUUGCAGGAAUGAUUUCCGAGAUAGUAGAUUUAGCAGAUGCCAUAAGAGCUUCCACGGUUAGCACUCUUAGGAAAGAAUUUGAAACAUGGGAGCACAGUUUGAAAGCAUUUAAGCAACUCGGCAUGAAUGUGGGGUUCUUGCUUUCUCGGGUCGGCAAACUUCUGAAACUAGUUUCCGAAUCAGAAAAAGCAUUUGACUUGAAGAGGUACAAUGAAGCCAUGAAUGGAAAGAAUCGUGUCAAAGGUGAAAUAACAACUCUUGAAAUGCAAAUUCUUGAACUAAAGAAUGAGUCCAUGAGGCUAGAUAUGGAGAUCAAAACUCUGAAACUGCAGGCAGAGAAGCACGAAACGACUUUUAAGAGUGAGGUUAAUUCUCCUUGGUGAUUUCAUCAGCUGAUGUCAAAUGUUCUGGUCUUCGGUUGAUAUGGAGAGAGAUAAACUUCAUCUGUCUCUUUUGCACUGGACAAACAGGUAUGUCUUUUUGUAAAUAGAAUGCAAACCAAAAAAGCACCCUCUUCUGUUAGAUAAUGUACAUGCAGUCCUGUUUUAACCGCUACUAUGCGUGCGAUCUUCGGAAGU